Cicer arietinum (chickpea) is the source of this 3216-nucleotide messenger RNA. Lineage: Eukaryota; Viridiplantae; Streptophyta; Magnoliopsida; Fabales; Fabaceae. The record is from RefSeq and is a predicted model, not a curated record.
AGAAAAGAUUAAUUUACAUGCUGUGAAUGUGAAUACCCAGGGAUCAAACGAAAAGUGGACAACAAGGAUCAAACUAACUAUACUGUGUGUACCCCUCAAGUUUUCUGAAACUAACAAAUAAUGACUUUCAAGAGGGAACUUACAUAAAUAGUCUAUCUAGAAGGAUACUUCUGUUUGUCUAUCAUCUACAGGUUAUCAUAAGAAUUGAAAAUUCUAGUAAUGAAUGGUCGGGUUGCCCAAACACUUAUCAGACCUUUUUUGUAAGUUCCAAUUGGUCAUAAUCAAAUAGCAAUUAAGGCGUUAAAAUGGUUAUCAUUUAUCAAAUUGUCCCAGGCCAAGGCAUCAUUUGGAAAUGGAAUGAAUUGAAUGCAAAUCAUGUUUCACUUGCUAUUUCCAACUUUUAAUUGCAGUUUAUACUGUUUUGAAGGGAGAAAGGAGUUUAAUAAUUUUUAAACGGAACUUCUGCAGGUCUUUUCAUGAUGUAGUGAUUUUUCAGCAACCUCUUAUUUUUCAACUCUUCGUUCCGUAUUGUAUCUGCUGUUGUGAGAACUUAGUUUUCAAAACAAGGUACCACAUUCUAUUUUGUUUCCCCAACAUCUUUAUACCCUACCACUUCGCAUCUUCGGGUGCACAUGUUUUGUUCAUGACCUUACUCCAGGGAAAGAUAAGUUGGCUGCAAAAUCCCUUAAGUGUCUUUUUCUCGGCUACUCUCGUCUGCAGAAAGGUUAUCGGUGCUAUUCCCCAGAUCUUCGAUGAUACUUUGUCUCUGCCGAUAGGUCCUUAAUCUCCCCAUUGCACCCACCUCUGUCUCCAUUCCCACCCCUGUCUCUAGCACCACCCUACGCACCUACCAACGGAGGCCUCGUCCACCACCCGCUCCUCAAGACUCAUCCCCUGCUCUACCAGACUCUCACUCUCUGCAUCCUACACCAGAGCUACCCAUUGCUCUGCGUAAAGGUAACAGGUCAUCUCAAAAUCCUAAUCCUAUAUAUGCUUGUCAUUUGAAUUACAAUCAAUUAUCUACAUCCUAUUAUGUUUUUGUGGCUUCCUUGGAUUCUGUGUCUAUUCGGAAAACUACAGGUGAAGCUAUGUCUGAUCCUGGCUGGCGACAAGCAAUGAUAGAUGAAAUGACUGCUUUGCACUCCAACGGGACAUGGGAUUUAGUACCGGUACCUGAUGGCAAAACCACAGUGGGGUGUCGCUGAGUCUAUACAGUCAAAGUUGGGCCUGAUGGAAAGAUUGAUCACUUAAAAGCUCGUCUUGUGGCAAAAGGAUACACACAGAUCUUUGGUCUUGACUAUGGGGAUACCUUUUCUCCGAUUGCCAAAAUCGCAUCCGUCUGACUUUUUCUUGCCAUAGCUGCUAUUCACCAUUGGCCACUCCAUCAAUUAGACAUAAAAAAUGCCUUUCUGCAUGGAGAGUUACAAGAGGAGGUGUAUAUGGCACAACCACCAGGCUUCACUGUUAGUUUUUCCUCUCACUUGGUAUGUUGAUUACGUCGAUCUCUAUAUGGCCUGAAACAAUCUCUCCGUGCUUGGUUUGGGAGGUUUAGUACCGUGCUCCAGGAGUAUGGUACGACUAGAUGUGAAGUUGAUGACUUGGUUUUCUUCUUGCACUCUUCACCAACCACUUGCAUCUACCUGCUUGUCUAUGUUGACGACAUCAUCAUCAUAGGUAAUGACCAGGUUGGUAUUCAUCAGCUCAAACAACAUUUGUCUCAAAACUUUCAAACUAAAGAUUUGGGGCCGCUAAAAUAUUUUUUUGGGAUUGAGGUUGCUCAGUCUAAGACAGGUAUAACAAUUACUCAGCAAAAAUAUGCCCUUGAUAUACUUGAAGAAACAGGCAUGCUUGAUUGUCGCCUGCGUGAUACUCCUAUGGAUCCUAAUGUCAAGCUCCUACCAGGUCAGGGGGAGCCAUUGCAAGACCCUGGUAGAUAUCGACGACUUGUUGGCAAACUUAAUUAUCUUACACUAAAUAGACCUAAUAUUACAUUUGUUGUAAGUGUAGUAAGUCAGUUUCUGAGUGCUCCAUGUGAUAGUCACUGGAAUGUUGUGAUUCAUAUUCUUAGGUAUAUCAAGAAUGCACCAGGAAAAGGAUUGCUUUAUGAACACAACGGUAAUUCCGGUGUUGUUGGCUACUCUAAUGCUGAUUGGGCAGGGUCAUCGUCAGAUAGAAGAUCCACUUCUGGGUAUGGGGUCCUUGUUGGAGGUAAUUUGAUAUCAUGGCAGAGCAAGAAGCAAAACAUAGUCGCAAGAUCGAGCGCAGAAGCGGAAUAUCGUGCUAUGGCUGCAAUGGCUUGUGAACUUACAUGGCUAAAAUAGUUACUCAAACAACUCAAGUUAGGAGAUGUCAAUGUAAUGAAACUAACUUGUGAUAACCAAGCUGCACUUCAUAUUGCUUUCAAUCGGGUCUUCCAUGAAAGAACAAAGCACAUAGAAAUUGAUUGUCAUCUUGUAAGAGACAAAGUUCUUUCCGGAGAAAUCACAACUAACUUUGUUGGAUCAAGUGAUCAAUUGGCUGACAUAUUCACUAAGUCACUUAGGGGUCCUCGAGUUGAAUCUAUAUGUAACAAGCUUGGUGCAUAUGAUAUGUAUGCUUCAGCUUGAGGAGGAGUGUUAGAAUUCAAAAUAUGAUUUAUUAUUCUUUGACCGUACAAUUUCCUAGGUUCAAUGGUAGAACUUCUAGUCAAAUACAAGUCCCUAGUAUUUGAAUGUAAUUAUUGUAUUUGAAUGUAAUUAUUGUAACCUCAUUAUAAAUAUAAUGUGUGUGAUCUUGUUUGAGACACACAAGAAACACAACAAAUCACGUAUUUUACACUUUUUAAUCCUUUUGUUGCUAGCUCACAGCCUAUCUAUUCCUAAGAUUGUGGAUGAAAACCUUCAUGGUGGUGGAUGGGUGUGAAGGGGACCAAAGGUGUUUGUACAGCUAAAGCUUCGUCUGGGUACUCUUCGCUUCUGCACAUAGUUAGACCAUGGGAUACAAUACAUGAUUGGAAGUGGGUAUGGAGGUUGAACACACCUGCAAAAGUGCAAUUUAUGGUUUGGCAGAUCCUGCAUUUGGUACUUUCUACUAAUGAUACGAGGACUAGUGUGUGAAACGAGUUAAGCAACAACCUUCCAUUCAAUUUCAUAUUCAUGCUUCAAACAUUCACCCAGGUUGUUGAGCGAACAUGGAUUGUGGUAGUCAAAUAUAUUUACAUUGUUUAUUCCUUGGUUA